Molecule: messenger RNA, 3550 nt
Organism: Dicentrarchus labrax (European seabass)
Lineage: Eukaryota; Metazoa; Chordata; Actinopteri; Moronidae
Gene: acot20
Product: acyl-CoA thioesterase 20
Exons: 4
Coding region: 160-1410 (416 amino acids)
Biological process (GO): fatty acid metabolic process; acyl-CoA metabolic process
Molecular function (GO): fatty acyl-CoA hydrolase activity
Source: RefSeq, a predicted model, not a curated record
CCAGUCGCUUCCUAUUCAUUGCUGCAACUUCUGCUUUCACGGUUGUGUCGCUUUGCAUUGUGAACCUCAGUGCUUCGUGGUAGCACAGAUGCAGUGACAUUGCUGUACUAAAAUAAAGGCCAGAGUAAAGGAUACAACUCUCCAUUACAGUGAGUUGAAAUGGCUUACUCACAGAUCCGCCUGAAAAUUCUCCCCAGUGUUCGUUGUCUCUUCGAUAAACUGGUGCAGGUAAAAGUAGAAGGACUUGCUCCUCACAAACCAGUUGAACUGAGGUCCAAACUAGUCGACGACAGAGGGAUGAUUUUCAAGGCUUCUGCCCUGUACAAAGCAGAUGAAACUGGCCAGGUGGAUGUCUGCCGAGCACCCUCUCUGGGAGGAAGUUACACCGGAGUGGAGCCCAUGGGUUUGUUUUGGUCCAUGGCACCAGAGACUCCACACGGAAAACUGCUGAAGAAGAACGUGUUCAGCCCAAUACUGGUGGAGAUGGAAGCACUGUGCAGAGAGACUGGUGAAGUCUUAGCCUCUGAAACUAACGAGAGAAUAUACAUGACAGAGGGGAUGAGGAGAAUACCUGUGCAAGAGGGAAGAAUACGAGGUGUCCUCUUCAUACCUCCAGGAAAGGGUCCAUUCCCAGGAAUAGUGGAUCUGUACACAUUUGGUGGACGUCUUACUGAGCCCAGAGCCAGCCUCCUGGCAAAUAAAGGUUAUGUUGUUCUGGCACUGGCCUACUUAGGCUAUCAGGAUUUACCAAAAAGACCUAAAAUGUUGGAUUUGGAGUACUUUGAAGAGGCUGUUACAUAUCUGAGGAGACAUCCGGAGGUUAAAGGUCCUGGGAUUGGCAUCAUAUCAAUCUCUCACAGUGGCGGUUUGGCUUUGUCGAUGUCGUCUUUCCUCUCUGGGAUCUCAGCGACCGUCUGUAUUAACGGCUGCAUUGGAAAUACUGUGAUUCCCUUACACUACAAAGACAUUGUUCUACCUCCACUUUCCCCUGUCAUAACAAAUGUUAAAAUCACAGACUCUGGGCUUAUCGAUAUACGCGAUGCCUUACCAGACCCUUCCUUGGAUGAGAACAGGGCGUCAUUGUUUCCAAUUGAACGUGCUAGCUGCCAGUUCCUGUUUGCUGUUUCUGAAGAUGACCACAACUGGAACAGUGCUCUUUUUGCCGAGCAGGCUGCUGCAACACUGAGAAAACACGGCAAAGAGUCAUUUAAGGUGGUGACAUACCCUAAAGCCGGACACUUUUUGGAAGUCCCUCACAUGCCUCAUUGUCCGUCUGGGUUCCAUGGAGCAGUGGGGAGUAACGUGGUGUUUGGUGGAGAGCCAAAAGCCCACUCUGAGGCUCAGCUGGACCUGUGGGACAGAGUCCAGGAGUUCUUCAAGAGCCACUUGGACAACAAGAGCACUUGUUAGCAAGCAAUGCUGCAUUAAGUGUGUCAAGCAUCCCAGAAUGGCUGUCCUUAGCUAUGCUUUGCCUUGCCUUCAGUUUCUAAUGAAUGAAAUUGUUAAAGGGUUAUUUAAUGACACUGUAUGAGUAUUCCUAUGUUGAGGCUUUGGUUUAAUGACUCUCUAGACCUCAUUUAGAAGCAUGCCUUCAAUCCAACUGGUGUUUUUUUUUUUCCCCCAUAAGCUAACAUUUGUAUCGUGGGUCACCAUCAAGGUGGGAAAUAAGCACCAGCCAAAUGCUGGUAAAAUAUAAAUGUGGCUUAUAUAUAGACAGAAAAUAAUGAUUUACUAUUAAAAGUUAUUUUCCCACCCUGGUUACAAAACAUUUAUGCAGAUUUAAUUCUUCCUCACAGCAGAUAUUUUUACUCGUCAUAACAGGAACACCACAAGUUGAGCUUAGACUGUUAGUCCUCCUCCCCUCUUCUUGUUCCUACGGUUAGUUAGUUAGGAGACAUCUUGAGCACAAAGUUUUUAAGAAAUGAACAGAAUUUGCAUAUUCAUAGAUUCUGUAAUGUUUAAUGAGCUAGAAGGAGUAGACACCUUUUUAAGGUUUUUAAAAAGAAAAAAAAACAAAAAAAUUAUUGUUCCAAGCAGACUUGUACAUGGGGCGGCUCCUUAGGUCUUCCACUGGGGGUGGUGGGGAGUGAGUGAGUGAGUGAGUGUGUGUGUGUGUGUGUGUUGUGUGUGUGUGUGUGUGUGUGUGUGUGUGUGUGUGUGUGUGUGUGUGUGUGUGUGUAUUUCUGCUGUGAAUGACCCGAAUAUCGCAGGUUCCAAACUAAAAUGUCUCAGAAUUAGAGCCCGACCGAUAUGGCUUUUUUGAGGCCAAUACAGUAAUCUAUUUUCGAGGGGGGAAAAUUCAGCUGUUACCUGUUAUGUCUCUGUGAAGUUGUCACUUUAUGAAGGAAUAUUUAGGAUAAAUAUUAUUUAACAUGUUAAAAUAAUUUAAAACCACAAUCCUCUAUAUGAUACACUGGGGAAAAAAACAGCAUAUUGGACUGAUACAUCUGUCAGGGUCUACUCAGAAUGAGUAACAUAAUGUGUGCUUGGUUGGAAUCAGUCACAGAUAAUCUGGGAUAACUUGAGCUCUGUAUGUUUAACACUCCUUGUCUCUCUCACAUGCAGUUUUAUUCUGAAUUCCUAGUAAUUGUGAUUAGUUUAAUUAUUUGUGGUUGGGCUGCAUAAUAAUUCAAUAUUAUAUUUUACUGACUUUGAUGUGUGAUGUUAUCAUGUUGUGUUACCGUUUUUAAAAAUAAUGCUGUGCGAAUAGAUCAUUACAAGAAGACUGGAAUUAAAAACCAAUAAAUGAGUUAACUCGUGUUCAGCAUAACAGUGGAGGGAAUUUAAUUGCAUUGAACAAUAAUGUGAUUGUUGUACACGUGAUUCUGCAAAUAUUUUUGCCAUAGGAUAUAAAUAGAUAUGAGAGAUAUUGUUAAUAAUAAAAGUAGUAGUUUAUUGUUUCAGCCUGUAAUAAUAGCGCCUGCUCUUACGGCAAUCAGUGUCAUUGUAAUACAGAAACAGUCCAGCGGUCUCCCAGAAUAACUACUAUUUGUACAAAUGUUGGCAUCUAGAGGAAGCUCAGCCUUCCUACAAUUCUCUUUGAUGUUCCUUACACAUAAAUGUGAGAUGUGUUUUGUCACAUACAACAUAAUGUGAAGCCGACUGGGAGGAGAACUUUCAUGAUGAAAGAUUGUGAAACAAAAUAUAUUAGCGUAUAUUUUAUUUUAAAUAACAGUAAUCCCAACGGUUUUAUUCCCAUGUUAAAGUUCAAAACCUUGGAAUUUUACUUGAAAGACAGUGGAUUGGAAGUGAAUUCACUUUGAUGAUGUAAGUGUUUCUCUUAGGGAUUUCAUUAACAAUGUAGCCUGCAUCAAAGCAAGGACUCUGAAGUAGAAGACAAAGACAAUUGUCUCUCUUCCACCACAUCCAUCUUUAUGAGGAAAUCUUUCUAACUCACGAUGCAGGAAAAUACUUUUAAUAUGCUGAGUCAGUCCUCUUAGCCUGUUAAAAUGUCAGGCAUACUGUGCUGAUUUAAUGUGAAUGCCUGAAAUAUGUAUUUGGCACUACAGUAAGAAUUACUUUUGUGGAUCAAUAAAGUCUAUCUUUUUAA